UGACAAGGUUGAUGUUUGAGUUUACUAGCACCGUCAUAAGUCGCAAUUAGGAAAAUAGCUUUACAGUUAAUAACACCUAAAAGAACGAAUAUAAUUUAAAUUAGUGAAGCAUUUUAAAGUAACUUCUAGCAGAUAACAAAACUUAAAAUGUAUCAAGAGUAUUUAAAUCAGCUGCAAUCAUCAAUAGCCCCUCUCUCAUCAGACGAACUCAAGGAUUUACUCAACGAUGACGAAAAGCUAGAUGAGAAAGUGAGUGUAGUACUGGAAAACCUCAAAACACAAAAGGACGAUUUACUCAUCGAAAAUCGGUCCAAGGCCGAGAGCAAUAUUGAAAAAGAACCUAAAAUCAUCGAAUUGCGUGGAAAAGUGAAUGAAUUGAUGGAGGAAGCGAAGAAGUCUUGUCAAGCUGUACAGGAGAAAUUAGGCGAAGUGAAAGAAAAAUCGGGUAGCGUUAGUCAAGAAACUGCUUUAGCGUUGAUACAAACAGCUGCUGCUGAAAGCGAAGAGGCAACAGACGCUUUAAUUAAACAAUUCACAGACAAUGAAAUCGGCGUGGAGGCAUUCCUAGACGAUUUUCUUGUUACGCGCAAAACGAUGCACUUACGGAAACUCAAAGCUGAGAAAAUGCAAGAGCUAAUGCGUAAGCAAACUCAAGCGCCACAACGUGGUAAUCCUUUGUUACCAAAUAGUGGAUUUUAUCCGACACCAGGUGUACCUAGUAUGGGUGUUGGCGGUGUUCCGUACCCACUAGGGCCUAUGAUGCCUAUGCCACCACCACGCCCUUAUUAGUAAUCCAAGUCCAGCUGCCGAGCACUACCUUUCAAAAAAUUUGCGAAUUCGCCAUACAUUAAAAGGUUAUAAUUAAGUAGCAGCUCCCUUUAAACAUAAAUAUCUCAUUUUUAAAUAUAUAGUAUUGUUAAAAUGUUACGUAGUGAUAAAUGGCUACGAGUCGCAGAAAAUAAAUAAUAAUAAUACAUUUUAGGCACUACUAAAUAAAAUUAUUUACAAUUGAAGAAAACUA
This is a messenger RNA of Bactrocera tryoni, 1021 nucleotides long. RefSeq names its product vacuolar protein sorting-associated protein 37B (gene Vps37B). The record is from RefSeq and is a predicted model, not a curated record. Bases 148 to 789 code for a protein of 213 amino acids. Gene Ontology annotation, biological process: protein targeting to membrane; ubiquitin-dependent protein catabolic process via the multivesicular body sorting pathway; protein targeting to vacuole. NCBI's taxonomy places the organism in Eukaryota, Metazoa, Arthropoda, Insecta, Diptera, Tephritidae. The transcript has a single exon. Gene Ontology annotation, cellular component: ESCRT I complex.